Molecule: messenger RNA, 1484 nt
Organism: Onthophagus taurus
Lineage: Eukaryota; Metazoa; Arthropoda; Insecta; Coleoptera; Scarabaeidae
Product: protein phosphatase PTC7 homolog
Biological process (GO): protein dephosphorylation
Cellular component (GO): mitochondrion
Molecular function (GO): protein serine/threonine phosphatase activity
Source: RefSeq, a predicted model, not a curated record
UCAGCGCGCCUUGUUCCGCACUAAUUUUUUGACAGAUCCCGUGACAUUCAUAGAUUGACUGCCGUUGGUGGUGUGCAUGUUUUUUUUGUGGUGCGAAAGAUUAAUUAGUUUUAAUGUAGACGAAAUAAAAUAGAGUAAAUAAAAAUUAUAGUUGAAGAACGUUUGUGGUAAUGUAAAGGAGCGAACACGUGAGUUGUUGUUACCUCACCAAGAGAGAGACGAACUAACCUCAAAAUACAAAUUGAAAGGGGAAAAAAUUAAUUUAAAUUCGAUUAAUAGAAAAAAUAUGCAAAAAUUUGGUUAAAAAAAGUAUAAUGCACACACUCUGGUGGACCACGGGAAGAUUAAUCUCUAGGGUGCUUUGGAGCGGUGUUAACGCUUCGACGUCCGCCUCCGCUUCAUCAACAGACCCAACGAGGCCCUCUCAUCAACCCUCAAACGCUAGGUUAGUUUCGGCGGUUUGCGGAUUUUCCAAACAGAAGAAAAUUGAAAAACUCGUUAAGGGACAAUUCGGAGAUGACGCUUGGUUUUCGGUUAAACAUCAAAAAGCUGACGUUUUAGGAGUAGCUGACGGAGUUGGAGGAUGGAGAGCUUACGGGAUUAAUCCGGGCGAAUUUUCGCUAAAUCUAAUGAAAACAUGCGAAAGAUUGGUGAGGAUCGGAUCUUUUAACGCAACAAAUCCAUCGGAUUUAUUAGCAAAAAGCUACCUGGAGUUGUUGUAUCAUAAAAAACCGAUUAUGGGGAGUAGUACGGCUUGCGUGGUGGUGCUUAAUCGCGAAAAUAGUCGCUUAUACACCGCGAAUAUCGGUGAUAGUGGUUAUAUGGUGGUGAGGAAUGGGAGAGUUGUGCGAAAAUCGGAAGAGCAACAACAUUAUUUUAAUACCCCCUUCCAAUUGUCACUGCCACCACCUGGACACCAAGAAGAUGUUCUUUCUGAUCAACCGGAUUCGGCGAUUACCGAUAAUUUCCACGUCGAAGAUGGUGAUGUUAUCCUUUUAGCCACCGAUGGCGUUUUUGAUAAUUUACCUCAAACUAUUUUAAUUAAUGAACUCGUUAAAGUUCAAGGUGAAAGAUGUCCAAGUCGAUUACAAACCGUAGCGAAUUCGAUAGCUUGGAUGGCAAGGAAUUUAUCGUUUGAUGAAACUUUUAUAUCUCCUUUCGCUGAGAGUGCUUUUGCUAAUGGUAUUAAUACAAUAGGUGGUAAACCAGAUGAUAUAACGGUACUUUUAGCAACGGUGGCAAUUUAAUAAAUUUAAUUGUUUAAAAAAAAAAAUAAAGUAGUGUCAAACAAAUACUAGUGAUGAAAUCGUUAUUUCUAGAUACUAGUUGUGGCAAAAAGUACGCUUAUUAUUUAAAAUUAAUUUAAAAACGAGUCUUGUGAUCAAAAUCGAUAUUUUUUAAUACUUUUUGGGGCUAAAUUAAAUUAUAAUUAGUUUUAUUGUAAAUCGAAUGAAUGAGUGAAUAAAACAUUGAAUUAAUUAUAA